Sorghum bicolor (sorghum) is the source of this 907-nucleotide messenger RNA. RefSeq names its product glutelin-2. The coding region runs from base 94 to 732 and encodes 212 amino acids. Gene Ontology annotation, molecular function: nutrient reservoir activity. The record is from RefSeq and is a predicted model, not a curated record. The transcript has a single exon. NCBI's taxonomy places the organism in Eukaryota, Viridiplantae, Streptophyta, Magnoliopsida, Poales, Poaceae.
UACGCCUAUGCACAUCUCCAUCACCACCACUGGUCUUCAUUCAGCCUAUUAACUUAUAUCUAUCUACUCCAGAGCAGACAAGAACUCGACACCAUGAAGGUGUUGCUCGUUGCCCUCGCUCUCCUGGCUCUCGCGGCGAGCGCCGCCUCCACGCUUACAACCGGCGGCUGCGGCUGCCAGACACCUCAUCUACCACCACCGCCGGUUCAUCUGCCGCCGCCGGUGCAUCUGCCACCGCCGGUGCACCUGCCGCCGCCGGUUCACGUGCCACCGCCGCCACCACAAUGCCACCCACACCCUACUCUACCGCCCCACCCACAUCCAUGCGCUACAUACCCACCGCAUCCAAGCCCGUGCCACCCAGGGCAUCCCGGAUCCUGCGGUGUUGGCGGCGGCCCCGUCACCCCGCCGAUCCUGGGCCAGUGCAUCGAGUUCCUGAGGCAUCAGUGCAGCCCGGCGGCGACGCCCUACUGCUCGCCACAGUGCCAGGCGUUGCGGCAGCAGUGCUGUCAGCAGCUCAGGCAGGUGGAGCCGCUGCACCGGUACCAGGCGAUCUUCGGCGUGGUCCUGCAGUCCAUCCAGCAGCAGCAGCCGCAAGGCCAGUCGUCACCGCUCCCGGCGCUGAUGGCGGCGCAAAUAGCACAGCAACUGACGGCGAUGUGCGGUCUAGGAGUGGGGCAGCCAAGUCCCUGCGCUUCUUGCAGCCCUUUUGCCGGUGGUGUCCACUAUUAAAGAAACUAUCUAUACUGUAAUAAUGUUGUAUAGCCGCCGGAUAGCUAGCUAGUUUAGUCAUUCAGCGGCGAUGGGUAAUAAUAAAGUGUCAUCCAUCCAUCACCAUGGGUGGCAACGUGAGCAAUGACCUGAUUGAACAAAUUGAAAUGAAAAGAAGAAAUAUGUUAUAUGUCAA